AUGCGAAUGUUCGGCUAUGCUCAGGCCUCCCGUCUCGUCUGCUAUUUCCAUGUGGCUACAUACUGGAAUUGUGAUGAAGUUGAGAACUGCCAAGUGGAACUAGUUCGGGAGAUGGCCGUCCAUGAUCCACGGUUCAAUCGAUGGUACAAAUCAGCGGGAGAUGAGCAAAAGACCACGGGGGUUCUUGGGGAAAGGACCGAAAGCGAUCUCGACGAGUUGCUACGACCCAAGGCUCGCAGUUCCUGGCAAUGA
Colletotrichum tamarilloi is the source of this 252-nucleotide messenger RNA. RefSeq lists its product as uncharacterized. The coding region runs from base 1 to 252 and encodes 83 amino acids. The record is from RefSeq and is a predicted model, not a curated record. The transcript has a single exon. Lineage: Eukaryota; Fungi; Ascomycota; Sordariomycetes; Glomerellales; Glomerellaceae.